GAGACGCCCGGAGCUUCCCCCGGUUCAGCUGCGUCUGAUCGCGGAUGGUUCGGUUACUGCUCCCUGCAAGCAGGCAGCCUCAGGAGCUCCGCGGUGAUGGCGGCGGGACGAGGCGAGUUUUUUCGAAGCCUUUUGGAGGGUUUGCAGCGGCAGCCUGCCCAACGGGUUCCGGAAACGGGACAACCGAACCGCGGCAGAGGCAGGCCGCGACCCGGGGGAAGGUUUCCCGGUCAGGGGAGAGGAUUUUCGGGCCAAAGGAGGAAGGAGCGACAGAGGAAAGUUGCAACUCGAAGCUCGGGUGGCGGGACUGAAGCUAGUUCCCGUGCUGGGCCGACAAAAGAAGGCUCCCAUAGAAAAUCAUUUUGCAAGCUAAACAUACUGGAAAGUCUUCCCUCAGAGAUCCUGGUGAAGAUCCUGUCCUACCUGGACCCGUCCUCGUUGUUCUGCCUCAGCCACGUCAGCAGACUCCUCCAUCAGCUCUCCAAUGACGACGUCUUGUGGCAGAAGAUUUACACGUCAGAAUUCGGCAGUCGGAACUGGAAGCUGAAGACAUCGGAGAAGUGGGUGGAGGCAGAGGAUUGUUCGACGAGCCGCUGGAAGAGGUUGUACUUUAAAUCGAUGGCCGGGCAGGAGAUGAACAAGUGGAGGAAACCCCUGAAAGACAUCAAUCCGUACACCGGCCUGCCACGGCAGACGGAGUGGGCCCUCAGGAGCCUGAAUGUGAGCUGGGAGCUGACGCUGUGCGAGCGUUUGGGUCAGGAGCACACGCUGGAGCGGAGCCAGGCGCACUUCUUUGAGUCGUCUGUGAUUGUUCACUGGAGCGAUGGAAUCCACGUGAAGUUUCAUCACAUCAGCACCAUCCAGCUGCACGGCGUCAGGAAGGAUCCUCGGAGCAGCAUCAAAACCAGGAAAGCCAACUGGCGCUCCCUGAUCUUAAAGCUGGACACAGGAAGUCCGUCUCUUGUCAUCGGCAAAGACAAACUGAUCAAGGUGUUGCUUCUGCAGCCGGGGGUCGUCGUUGGAGUCUGGAGGGGAAAGAACCAGGUGGCCUUCAUCAUGAUCAGCCUUCACUUCCACAAGCUGGUGGAGAAAAGUCUGCUGGGCUCUCCAGCCUGCCCGUACUCUGAGCCUGUGGAGCUUCCUCCUGAGGACGACGCGGACCCCGAGCUCGGUCUCCAUGGCUACAGUUUGCACUUCGUCCUGCACAACACCGGCACUGAGAUCAUGUCGGGACACUUCCAGCAGCUGUACUGCCACAAAGCUCAGAUUCAGCGCGGCCUGGUGGAGCUCAAGGUCAUCCAGAGGUCAAACCUGUCUCAGCACAGAUCGCUAUCUGGCAGCAUCAGACUUCCCUGGAGACAUGAGGACAUGAAAGGAGCAGUGGAGAACUGCUGCAUCAUGAGCCUGACUCUGCUGGAUGAGUUCCAGAAACCGUUCUGGUGCGUCAGCACGCCCAUCCACAUCACCGUGGCCAAGACGGCCUUGUCCUGCGACUACAGCGGCCACGACUUCCAGAUGCUGUACAGGACCGCGGACGGCGAGGUGAAGAUGCUGCUGGUGUGGCUGGAGGAGCAGAAGCAGUUCUUCCUCACCGGCCUCACCGUCUGCGUUCCCGUCGCCAAAGUCAACAAGCGAUUCAGCAGGGAGUACUGAAGCUGGACGUCUGGGCGUUUCACGCAGAGUUGUUGGUUUCCAUCUGCAGGUUUGGUUUCUGUUAUUACUGUUAGCAAAGACGGGCUUGUUUAAAAGCUCGCUUCUGAAUUUCAUGUGGAUUUUUCCAAAGGUUUAAGAUUAAUUGAUUUUUAGUUUAGAGAAAAACAUAUUUUUUUACUUUUCGAUGCCAAAGAGAUCCAACAUUAAGGUUCCUGUUGGAAAUUUGCAUGAUUGAUUUGUAUUAACUGUUAAAUAUUAAUUUAAAUAAACUGUUCAAUUCACCU
Poecilia reticulata (guppy) is the source of this 1937-nucleotide messenger RNA. RefSeq names its product F-box only protein 15-like. The record is from RefSeq and is a predicted model, not a curated record. Gene Ontology annotation, cellular component: SCF ubiquitin ligase complex. Gene Ontology annotation, molecular function: protein binding. Lineage: Eukaryota; Metazoa; Chordata; Actinopteri; Cyprinodontiformes; Poeciliidae.